This is a messenger RNA of Camelina sativa (false flax), 1056 nucleotides long. RefSeq names its product cyclin-U2-1. Lineage: Eukaryota; Viridiplantae; Streptophyta; Magnoliopsida; Brassicales; Brassicaceae. Gene Ontology annotation, biological process: regulation of cyclin-dependent protein serine/threonine kinase activity. The record is from RefSeq and is a predicted model, not a curated record. Gene Ontology annotation, molecular function: protein kinase binding.
AGGUGAGGAAGUUGCCCUACAUCGGAAAGCUACUCUUCUCCAUCUUCUUGACCACUCUGUUCUGUUCUGUGUAUAAAAAGCCUCUCAAAACCUCUUCCCAUUUUCAUAUUCAGUUUCAGUUUCUUUAAGAAAAACAUAAAGUUUCUCCGAUAUAUAUAUAUAUGGAUUCUCUAGCGAUUUCUCCUAGGAAGCUCCGAUCAGACCUUUACUCAUACUCUUACCAAGAUGACUCCAACUCCAACACACCUCUCGUCAUCUCUGUUCUCUCUUCUCUGAUCGAGCGGACUUUAGCUAGGAACGAGAGAAUCAGCCGGAGCUACGGUGGUUUUGGUAAGACACGUGUCUUUGAUUGCCGGGAGAUUCCUGAUAUGACUAUUCAAUCGUACCUUGAGAGGAUUUUUCGGUACACCAAAGCCGGUCCAUCGGUUUACGUCGUGGCUUAUGUCUACAUUGACCGGUUCUGCCAGAAUAACCAAGGUUUCAGAAUCAGCCUUACCAAUGUACAUCGUCUCCUCAUCACAACUAUCAUGAUCGCUUCCAAAUACGUCGAAGAUAUGAAUUACAGAAACUCAUACUUUGCGAAAGUAGGAGGAUUAGAGACAGAAGAUUUGAACAAUUUGGAGAUAGAGUUCUUGUUCUUGAUGGGAUUUAAGUUGCAUGUGAAUGUGAGUGUGUUCGAGAGUUACUGUAGUCAUCUUGAGAGAGAAGUUAGUAUUGGAGGAGGUUAUCAGAUUGAGAAGGCAUUACGUUGCGCUGAGGAAAUCAAAUCUAGACAAACUGUUCAAGAUCCUAAACACCAUCAAUUUUCUCGAAUCUUGCUGUAGUCAAGAACAAGAACUAUUACUCUGUUUCGUAAAUCUUUUUUUUUGUCUUUUUGCCUUUGACUUUUUGAUUACCUUGUCGGUUGGGUUUUCUUGUAAUGUAAAAUGUAAAUAGAGAGAAAAAAAAAAUUAGAGAUUGCUGUUGUAUGUAUUUUGUGUAUCAGCAAUGUAGAUUCUAUGUAUGUGUUGAACUUUAAGAAAAAAUGGUUUUUAUUUGCAAAAAAAUCUUUGUUAA